This is a messenger RNA of Nilaparvata lugens (brown planthopper), 2028 nucleotides long. RefSeq names its product glycerol-3-phosphate acyltransferase 3 (gene Gpat4). The record is from RefSeq and is a predicted model, not a curated record. Bases 128 to 1615 code for a protein of 495 amino acids. The transcript is spliced from 9 exons. Gene Ontology annotation, biological process: triglyceride biosynthetic process. Lineage: Eukaryota; Metazoa; Arthropoda; Insecta; Hemiptera; Delphacidae. Gene Ontology annotation, molecular function: glycerol-3-phosphate O-acyltransferase activity. Gene Ontology annotation, cellular component: endoplasmic reticulum.
AGUUGAUCUUUGAUGGCCGUUUGGCUGUUGGCAUCAGUUGUUCGCUCAUUCGCUCAUUCAUGAGUUGUGUUGUGUGUGAAGUGAUUUGUGUGGUGCGUCAGUAUUAUAGAACGCCAAUACCAAUGUAAUGGCGUUUAUUGUGACAGUUUUGACAUUAACAUUUUCCAUUUUAAUUACACCUUUCCUUUUAUUCUUCCUAGUUAUUGUAUUUCUAGCAUCGAUAGGAAAGUCUAUUGGAGUGAGAAGAAAAUACGUCGACUGUCUUGUAAAAAUAUUUGAGUAUAGUCGAGAAAUCACACUAAAGCGAAAGAGAGGUGUCGAUAAGAAUGAGGUGGAGAGUGAGAGCGCGAGUGAAGAUGAAGUAGAAGAGGUAGACGAGAGAGGCCGCAGCAAAAGCAACAGAGAUGACAAACAGAGCGUGGUCUGCAACAACACCAAGAAUGGAUUCGCGGUUGGCGCUUCCCUCAUCAGUCGCCAGGACCUCAUACUUGUACCCGAUCCAGUCCAGAACUAUGUUGGCAACAACAAUCUCGAAGUUUCAAGGGAAAAAUCUCUGGAUAGAAAGAGCUCGUACGAUUUGCUUGUCAAGAGGGAAUUUGAUCUUUCAGAUUGUCUAUAUCUAGUGAAAACUGGUGUAGAAGCAAUAAUAGAAGAUCAAGUUACUUCUAGGUUCGAAGCAGAGGAAUUGAAGUCUUGGAACUUGAUGACAAGAACCAACCUCAACCACGAGUUCAUCAGUUGGAGACUGACGUUCAUCUGGCUGUUUGGUUUUGCUAUGCGCUAUUUCUUCCUUCUUCCACUAAGGAUACUCAUAUGCUUUUUCGGGGUGAUGUGGCUAACACUUUGCACAGCGCUGGUAGGCUACGUGCCGGAGGGCGCAUUCAAGCGGUGGCUGAACCGACGCGUGAACAUCAUGUGCUUCGGCGUGCUGUCGUCAGCACUUUCGGCCGUCAUCAACUACCACAACCUCGAGAACCGACCCAAACGAGGCAUUUGUGUCGCCAACCACACCUCUCCCAUCGACGUGCUAGUACUCAUGUGCGAUAACUGCUAUUCACUUAUUGGACAAAGCCACGGUGGCUUCCUGGGCAUGCUGCAACGAGCAUUGGCCAGAGCAUCUCCGCACAUCUGGUUCGAGAGAUCCGAAGUCAAGGAUCGUGAAGCUGUCGCCAAAAGGUUAAAACACCACGUGAGUGAUCCCAACAAUCCACCGAUUUUGAUUUUCCCAGAGGGCACGUGUAUAAACAACACGUCUGUCAUGCAAUUCAAGAAGGGCAGUUUCGAAGUUGGAGGUGUCAUCUAUCCUGUUGCAAUAAAGUACGACGUGCGUUUCGGAGACGCGUUCUGGAACAGCAGCCGGUACUCGAUGGUGCAGUACCUGUACAUGAUGAUGUCGAGCUGGGCGAUAGUGUGUGACGUGUGGUAUCUGCCUCCCAUGUACCAGGAGCGCGACGAGAACGCCAUCGACUUUGCCAACCGCGUGAAGCGAGUUAUAGCCAAGCAGGGCGGCCUUGUCGAUCUCAUGUGGGACGGCCAAUUGAAAAGAAUGAAGCCCAAGAAGGAAUGGAAAGAAAAGCAACAAGAAGAAUUCAGUAAACGAUUUAAAAUCGAGUGAAAUAAUCAUCAUGACCAUAACUAGUGAUAAAUGUGCCUAUUAUGUGCUAUGCAUUUUGUGAGAAAGAACUAUUUUUGCUGUAAAGCAAAUCUUGGAUUGGCAAGAAUGAUUGUUGUUGUAUAUGUAAGUAUGUAUGUAUGUAUGUAUGUAUUUGUAUAAUAAAUUAUGUUGAAGCAAUGCAAAAGCAUUUAAAGAUGCCUGAACUUUCUGCCUAGAAUUUUUGAAUACUAGAAGGUUGUUUGUAAAAUAAGGAAUGUUUUUAUUGUCUAUAAAGUGAUGAGCACAAUUUAUUGCAUAUUAAGAGCUACGUGUGUGUAUUUCAUUUGAUAUUUUGUACAGUUGCUAAUUAAUGUGAACUUCAAUAAUUUUAUUUAUUAUUUGUAAAUUAAAAUUAUACCAAAUAAUCGAGUGAA